AUGCCAGCUUCCGUGGCCUCUCAGUCUUCCCUCUUCUCCCGUGGUGACAUCUUCGCCAAUCUUCCUCCCGGUACCUACCACACUUCGGAUGACACAUCCGACGACGAUGUUAUGGCAUUAGACGAAGCACCCGAACACCUGAAGAAGAUCACCAACAAAGAUACACCUAUCGUGGUUGACUCUUCUUCGGACGGGGAAGAUCAUCCUACUUCCACUCGAGCGGGGCCGUCAACUCGUAAAAGACGCAAUCAAGGUUCAGGUGAUGAACAGCCAGUCAGAGUAUCUCAAGGAAGAAACUCUCAGAGAUCCCCUGCGAAACGAAGAAAAUCAACUACCGUACCUCGAUCUCAACAAACUCCAGCAGCCAUCCACAUCAACCUUCCUUCCUCUUCCCCUGUAGCCGGUCCUUCCACUCCUAGAUCGUACCUGGCCGAAGAUCACCUGAAUCACGUACUAGAGAUACUACCUGACAUUGACUCAGAAUGGGCCUUGGGUCACAUCAACCAAGAGAUGGUACUUAGGAAAGAUGAUAAUCCCGCCAAUAGAGUUGUAGAAAUCGCUUUAGAGAUGGAAGGUGGAUAUCCCAAACUGAAAGAGACAAAAAAGGGUAAAGAAAAAGAAAAAUCGCCUGUCGUAGCUGGACAAAGAGAAGGAUAUAGAAAUCCGAUUUAUAGAAGUGAUGAGAGAGUCGGUAUAGGAUAUUAUCAGAAAGGUGUCAGUCAGCUGGAAGAGGAUUUUCCUCUUAUACCUGCACAUUAUGUUCGCAAUGUCUUCCAUACUAUGCAGACUCUAUACGUCCCUACGUAUUUCCGACUUCUGGAACACUCAAAGUCACCAGCAAAACCAUAUGUAGAGUUGAAAAGGGCCAGAAAUACAGGAAAAGGGAAGUCUAAAGCGAAGCAAGUGGAACGUGAUGAUUUGACCGAGGGGGAUCAAUUCCAGGAUGUAGGGUCAGAGGAGUUUGGGAAAGAAGUCAAGUGGCUACGAAGAACUCUAGCCACCGAGCAGAGUGAGAGGGAUGCUGCUGAAGCUAGACGAGUAGCUGAAGAGGAAGCGUUAGCUGGAGGAGCUGGUAUUGAAUGCGGAUGUUGCUUCUGCGACACUUUACCGAGGGAUAUGAUCCAAUGUGCCGAGGGUCAUCUCUUCUGCCGAGAAUGUGCUACCAAACAUGCCGAGACGAAACUCGGAGAGCAAUCAACUUCGAUUUUAUGUAUGGACCAAUCGGAUUGUACUUCCGCUUUCCCCGAAUCCGAACUCACCAGAUGUCUUUCCGAGAAAUCACUCCAACUAUACCAUCGGCUGAAACAAGCUAAGGAACUUGAGCAAGCUGAAAUCGAAGGACUGGAAAGUUGUCCCAGUUGUCCUUAUGCUACUAUCAUUGACAAUCCGGAUGAGAAGCUUUUCAGGUGUAUGAAUGAGGAAUGUGGUCAAGUCACCUGCAGAGGGUGUAGGAAGAAGGAACAUAUACCGAGGACGUGUGCUGAGGUCGAAGCGGAUCUGAAACUUAACAAUAGACAUACCGUGGAAGAUGCCAUGUCGGAAGCUUUGAUCAGACGAUGUCCCACAUGCUCGAAACCGUAUAUCAAAGAUUCAGGGUGCAAUAAAAUCCAUUGCGGUAAAUGUGGUACCCUCUCAUGCUAUGUGUGUCAGAAGGUCAUUACUGGAUAUGAACAUUUCGAUCAAGUACCUGGAGCAUCUGGUCGGCCUAGGGAAUCAAACAAGUGCAUAUUAUGGGAUCAGAAUGAAAGGCAACAUGACGAUCAAGCUGUUCGAGCAGCAAGAGACCAAGCUGCCGCCAGAGUCCUAGCUGCCGCACAGGAGAAUGGAGUCGAUCUCAAUGCGGACGACAUCAAUGUUGCCCUGCCUGAUGCUCCACUUGCCAUGGCUGCUGGUGCUGGACCCGUUCCUAUGGCUAGGUAUGUGCCACCGGCUGGAGUAGCACAAAGGUGGAUUCCUGCUGCUGGUGGUGGUAAUGAUGCAGCAGAUCAACGAUUUCGAAAUGCAUUGGCGAGGAUGAAUGAUAUCGCCGUAGGAGUCAACCAGCUACCUCAACCUGGACCACUGAAUCCCCAUCCAUACCGUAUACCUCCACUCAGACCAUACGCUUUGCCGAAUGUCCCUCCUGGUUUCGAUCAGGCAAUGAUAGGUGGAGUCAUAGCUCCUCUACCCCAGCGAAGAGAAUUCAACAGGCCGCCCAUACACGAAUUAUUGAACGACCCUGAAAUUUUCAAUGACGAUGAUUGGGACGAUAUCGAUGAAGAUGAUCAUGUCGACGAAGAAUCAAAUUCAGAUUCAGAAGGAGACGAAGAUGCUGCGGCCGACCUGCAAGACGAACGACGAAUUAGGAACGAAUUGCGUGCACGAGAGGAACAAGGACAGAUUGAAAGAGAGCGUCAAGAGGAACGUCGUCGUGGUGCGGAAGAACGAGCGGAGAGAGCAAGGAAAAGGGGAAGAAGGUGA
Kwoniella mangroviensis CBS 8507 is the source of this 2460-nucleotide messenger RNA. RefSeq lists its product as uncharacterized. Gene Ontology annotation, molecular function: zinc ion binding; ubiquitin binding; ubiquitin-protein transferase activity. Bases 1 to 2460 code for a protein of 819 amino acids. The record is from RefSeq and is a predicted model, not a curated record. Gene Ontology annotation, cellular component: ubiquitin ligase complex. The transcript is spliced from 12 exons. Gene Ontology annotation, biological process: proteasome-mediated ubiquitin-dependent protein catabolic process; protein linear polyubiquitination. NCBI's taxonomy places the organism in Eukaryota, Fungi, Basidiomycota, Tremellomycetes, Tremellales, Cryptococcaceae.